This is a messenger RNA of Nelumbo nucifera (sacred lotus), 1833 nucleotides long. NCBI's taxonomy places the organism in Eukaryota, Viridiplantae, Streptophyta, Magnoliopsida, Proteales, Nelumbonaceae. The record is from RefSeq and is a predicted model, not a curated record.
AGAACAGACAGAACCAGAAGGUCCAGAACCAAAGAUUGGACACUGGAUGAUUGGAACAAGAGACUGAGAAGGAUGAGAGGAGGAGCCGGUGGGCGGCGACGCCCAAAGGACUCUCUGCAAGAUCGAUUUCCGGUCGAUACUCGCCAGUUAAGCACCAUCCGAAACCGAGAUUCUGACGCCAGUUACUGCAGCAGCCGCCCCUCCAACUCCUCCAUUGGGAUCGGCCGCGCCCCCGCCGGCCCCAUCACCGAUCGCGCCCAUCAGGCCUCCGCCAUCCGCGUCAUCAACGCCUACCUCGCCUCUCAAUCCUGCUCCACCGUCAUCAAACCCCCUCUCCCCUCUGCCAAAGACAUCACUGACACCAUUCGCUUUAUCUUCACUCGCCUCGACUGGCCCUCUUUCAAACUCGAGGAAGAUCUUCCCCUUCUCCUCAAAUACCUUAAUUGCCCCUUCAAACUCAACAAAUCUGCCCUCAAAGCCCCCGGAACCCCUCACUCCUGGCCUUCCCUUCUCGCCGUCAUUCACUGGCUCGUCGAGUUUGCUCUCUACAACGAUCACAUCGCGUCUUCUCCGACAACCACGACACAUUCACUCUUCCGAGAUAAUAGGGUUCUUACUCACAUCGUAAACAGUUAUUCGCUCUACAUCCGCGGCGACGAUGAGGSUGUUGAAGCUCUCGACAAUGAAUUCAAUAGGCAAAUGGAACAAGAGAGUGAUGCUGUGGCUGAGAAAGUUAAGUCGUUGGAGAAGGAAGUUGCUGAUCUUGAAGCUCAGCUUGAAGCAUUGAGAUCGGGGCCGUCCGAGUGGGAGGUGCUCGAGAAAGAUAAAUCUAUGCUGGAGAAGGAUGUUCAGAAGUUUCACACUAUUAUUGAGGAGCUUACUAACGCAAUUGUGAUGGUGGAGAAGACGCUGAAGGAGAAGGAGAAGGAGUUGGACGCCAAGGUUCAGGAGCAGCAGAGGAUUUCUGAGGAGAAUGAGGAGCUGAAGAAGAGGAUUGAUGCGCAGACUGUGAAUGCGAGGGAUGCGGAGAGGAUGAAGAGAGAGCUCCAGGCUGUGGAAAGAGAUAUUGUGGAGACAGAGCUUGCGAGGAAYGCUUGGGAAGAGAAGUCGUGGGACCUUGAUGUCACUAUAGGACAUAAGCUUAAGGAGCUUGAGAGCCUCUCAAUUGAAUGCAAUCAGGCUCUUAGGAGGAUAAAGCUUGGAGUUAAUUAUCAAUAUGUGCUGAAUCCCAAGGGAUCAACCCCUGCUGAGGUGUUGGGAAUUGACUACAAAGCAACACUUAAACCUUCCCUUGAUGAAUUUAUGGAUAACAUAAAGAAAAGCUCCAAGGCAAAGUUAGAGGAAUUGAUUUCUCUUCAACAACAGUCUGUGGAAAAUGCUUCUAAGAUUGAGAGCAAAAGAAAUCGCCUUGCAGCCCUUCAAUCUAGGAUUGAUGAGGUUGCAGAAGAAGUGGGCCCAGUUUUAGAGGAGUUAGGAUUGAAGAGAGUUCAGGCAAAAUCUGUUUUUGAUAAUUUGGCAGUUGAGGAAUUAAAGUGGAUACAAAGAGCUAAGACAAUCUGGCUUAAAGCAGGGGACAGGAACACUCACUAUUUCCAUAAGAUGGCAAAUGCUAGAAUCAGAAAUUCUUCAGUUAGCAAACUAAUUUGGGAUGAUAAGGUUGGAGAAUCUGUUGCAGAAAUCAAAAUCAGACUUAUACCUGUUUUAUGCACAUCUACUGUGAAUACAGAUUGGUUUUAUACUGAUUUUGUGAUUGUGGUUGAUAGUCCAAGUGCUGUUUUGACUGUAGUAACCCUAAUUUUGAGAUUACUGGUUCUUGACCGGAAUGGAGUUUAA